GACGGAAAAAAGAGACACACAUAUUCCAAUACUCUCCUAAAUUCUCAGAGCAACCAUGAACGGCACAGAAGGACCCAACUUUUACAUACCCAUGUCUAACAAGACCGGGGUGGUUCGGAACCCUUUCGAGUACCCUCAGUACUACCUGGCCGAGCCUUGGAAGUUCUCGCUGGUGGCCGCCUACAUGUUCUUCCUCAUCAUCACAGCCUUCCCCAUCAAUUUCCUUACACUCUACGUCACUGUUCAACACAAAAAACUGAGGACACCUCUGAACUAUGUCCUGCUCAACCUGGCUGUAGCUGACCUCUUCAUGGUGGUCGGGGGCUUCACUGUCACACUCUUCACGUCACUGCAUGGAUAUUUCAGCUUGGGUGUCACUGGCUGCAGCAUUGAGGGUUUCUUUGCCACUUUGGGAGGAGAGAUUGCUCUGUGGUCUUUGGUGGUCUUGGCUAUCGAACGCUACGUUGUGGUAUGUAAGCCCAUGGCCAACUUCCGCUUUGAGGAGAAACAUGCCAUUGCUGGACUGGGAUUUACGUGGAUCAUGGCUCUAACCUGUGCUGCUCCACCACUGUUUGGAUGGUCACGGUACAUCCCAGAGGGAAUGCAGUGUUCCUGCGGCAUUGACUACUACACACCCAACCCUGAGUUCAACAACACCUCAUUUGUCAUCUACAUGUUUGUCCUGCAUUUCAGCAUCCCUCUUGUCGUCAUCUUCUUCUGCUACGGUCGCCUGCUCUGCACCGUGCGAGUGGCUGCGGCCCAGCAGCAGGAGUCUGAAAGCACCCAGAGAGCCGAGAGAGAGGUGACUCGCAUGGUCAUCGUCAUGGUGAUGUCCUUCCUGGUGUGCUGGGUGCCGUACGCCAGCGUGGCUUGGUACAUCUUCGCCAACCAAGGAGUCGCCUUUGGACCAGUGUUCAUGACCGCGCCGGCAUUCUUUGCCAAGAGUUCUGCCCUCUACAACCCGGUAAUCUACAUCCUGCUCAAUAAGCAGUUUAGAAACUGCAUGAUUACCACAGUGUGCUGUGGCAAGAACCCCUUUGGAGACGACGACGUCACCGCCAGUGCCGUGUCUAAAACCCAGACUUCAUCCAUCGCCUCCAGCCAGGUGGCCCCUGCUUGACCCACACACCCAAACGCUCUCUCACCCUCUUCUUCCUCGUCCCUCCUCCUCCUCAGUGUCCCAUCUGUCCCGCUUUGAGAGCCACCAACACCAAGAAGCAAGCAUCAUGUCUUUUCUUCUUCUUUGGCCAACCCUCUCACUUACCUGUCACUGCACCUGCAGCCUCUCACUUACCUGUCACUGCACCUGCAGCCUCUCACUUACCUGUCACUGCACCUGCAGCCUCUCACUUACCUGUCACUGCACCUGCAGCCUACUUGGGAAUAUUCAACCCUUCUCUUGGAGCAGUAUAGCUCGGUUGGUAGAGCGGCCGUCCCAGCAACUUGAGGGUUGCAGGUUCAAUCCCCGCUUCUGCCAUCAUUGUCACUGCCGUUGCGUCCUUGGGCAAGACACUUUACCCACCUGCUCCCAGUGCCACCCACACUAGUUUAAAUGUAACUUAGAUAUUGGGUUUCACUAUGUAAAGCGCUUUGAGUCACUUGAGAAAAAGCGCUAUAUAAAUGUAAUUCACUUCACUUCACACUUCACACUUCACACUCUUGUGUCCAUUAGCUACUUGCCCAUCAUGUAUCCAGAGUAAAAAAGGGUAAAAAUAUGUUUUUUUUAGUUACAAAGCAGCCAAUCAAAAGAUGUUUGCUUAAGAAAACACCAUCGGAUGUCAGUUAUGGACGUUUUUCUGAGAACAGCAGUAUCUAAAAAACACUAACUUUAUGACAAAUUUAUACUUUUGUAGUUCAGUGCUAACAUGUUUUUGGCGACACCUAGUGGUCACAAUAAUCAUUAUAUUAAGGUCAUUAUGCAGUAAGUUUAAUGAUGCGGACACGUUUGUUACCGGAUAGUUUCUUAAAAUUAAUAUUUUUUGCUGAUGACACAACUGAAGCUAAUACAAAUAAUAACAGAAGAAAUGAACAAAUGAAAAAGAUGGUUGACAAAAACAGACUGUCUUUGAAAAUCAGUAAAACUAAAAUAAUGCUAUUUGGUAACAGCAGAAGAGAAAGUCAAACACAAAUAGAAAUAGAUGGAGUAGACAUUGAAAGAGUAAAUGAAAUCACAUUUUUAGGUGUAAUGAUUGAUGAUAAAAUGAACUGGAAAUCUUAUAUAAAAAUAUACAACAUAAAGUGGCAAGAAAUACAUCAAUAAUGAAUAAAGCACAAUAUUUUAUUGUACCAUAAAUGUGUACCUCCAUAUUCUCUACUACUUGCUAGUGUCACCAUAUCUGAGUUAUUGAGCAGAAAUGUGGUGAAAUACGUACAAAAGUACACUUCAUUCACUAACCGUGUUAGAAAAACGAUCAGUUAUAAUAAUACAUAAUGUUGGAUAUAUAGAACAUUCAAACUCUUCAUGUAUUGAAUCGAAAAUAUCGAAAUUCAUCGAUAUAGUGAAUUUGCAAACUGCUAAAAUGACUAGAUCUGACCAAUCUAAGUUUAUGAGCACAAACUAAUCAAACCUACUAGGAUGAGCGGCGAAACAUCUUCCAAGACAAACCAAGCAGUCCAGAUGCUAACAAUUGAACGCCCUGAGAUGACUAAAAUUAUGCACAAAGCAAACUUGAACCUGCUACCCAAGAAUGUACAACAAUUCUUCUCAACAAAGGAAGAGAAAUAUAACCUCAGAGGAAAAUGUAACUUAAAACAUUUGUAUGCACGUACUUAAGACCUUUAUUAUAUCAGUAUGUGGAAUUCAAUUAUGGAACGUAUUAAACAAAGAAAUCAAACAAUGUACUAAUAUGAUCCAUGAUAACAAUGUUAUUCAUCUCACUAUAUGAAAUAAAACCUACUUCACUAUUUAUUAUGCCAUCCAUCCAUCCAUCCAUCCAUCUUCUUCCGCUUAUCCGAGGUCGGGUCGCGGAGACAGCAGCCUAAGCAGGGAAGCCCUGACUUUCCUCUCCCCAGCCACUUCAUCCAGCUCUUCCCGGGGGAUCCCAAGGCGUUCCCAGGCGAGAGAUAGCCUUCCCAACGUGUCCUGGGUGUUCCCCGUGGCCUCCUACCGGUCGGACGUGCCCUAAACACCUCCCUAGGGAGGCGUUCGGGUGGCAUCCUGACCAGAUGCCCGAACCACCUUACCUGGCUCCUCUCGAUGUGGAGAACUGGUUCCAGAGCCUUUGCUGUGCGCCGAAGUGAGUCCGACUAUAUCUAGCCGGAACUUCUCCACCUCGCGCACUAGCUCAGGCUCCUUCCCCCCCCAGCAAGGUGACGUUCCACGUCCCAAGAACUAGCUUAUGUAGCCGAGGAUUGAACCGCCAAGUGCCCUGCCUUCGGCUGCCGCACAGCUCACAAAGCACCCGACCUCUAUGGCCCCUCCCAUGAGUGGUGAGCCCAUUGGAGGGGGGACCCACGUUGCCUCUUCGGGCUGUGCCCGGCCGGUCCCCAUGGGGACAGGGCCAGCCAUCAGGCGCUCGCCAUCGUGCCCCAACUCCGGGCCUGGCUCCAGAGGGGGGCCCCGGUGACCCGUAUCCUGGCGAGGGAAAUCUGAGUCUCGGUUUUUGUAAUUCCAUAGAAGUCUGCUCUUUGUCUAUUGUUUAUUUAUUAUGUAUUCAUUUAUUUGUUCUAAUGUAAUCAUUUAUGGAGUAUAUUGUGAAUAAAAUGAAAACAGGAAGUGAACAAAAGUGUUAGCAUUGCUAUGUAGUGGAAAAGGGGUAGGAUUAAAUAAGCUCUGCUUCUUUCUACUCUUUUUCGAACAUGUUGAAAAGAGAAAGUGGAA
This is a messenger RNA of Nerophis lumbriciformis (worm pipefish), 3820 nucleotides long. Its product is annotated as rhodopsin-like. The record is from RefSeq and is a predicted model, not a curated record. Gene Ontology annotation, molecular function: G protein-coupled receptor activity. Lineage: Eukaryota; Metazoa; Chordata; Actinopteri; Syngnathiformes; Syngnathidae. Gene Ontology annotation, biological process: visual perception; phototransduction; G protein-coupled receptor signaling pathway. Gene Ontology annotation, cellular component: membrane.